Trichophyton rubrum CBS 118892 is the source of this 1459-nucleotide messenger RNA. RefSeq lists its product as uncharacterized. The transcript has a single exon. The record is from RefSeq and is a predicted model, not a curated record. Gene Ontology annotation, biological process: regulation of transcription by RNA polymerase II. Lineage: Eukaryota; Fungi; Ascomycota; Eurotiomycetes; Onygenales; Arthrodermataceae. Gene Ontology annotation, cellular component: nucleus. The coding region runs from base 398 to 1459 and encodes 353 amino acids.
ACCGAUGGAGACACUCAUUAAAAGUGUUAACUGAUUACUCCGUGCCGGGGAAAACUCCAAUGGCAGGCAUGAGAAUUGACGGUGGACAUGGGCAGGGAGCUUCUAACGUGGCAGUCAGUCACUGUGAACUCCAUCAUCCUAGUUGAUUAAGUUACCUAGUCAACUUGCAUUGGACAGUCUUGAAAUUGCCUGCCGAGAUGAUUCUGGACUGAAAAACUAUCACAGAUGACGAAGGAUUGCCAACUAUACACCUUAGUUAUCUGUUAACCGGUGUUUCUUGGGAAGCACGAAGUACGGAUAACUACUGGGUUACCCAAUUCUGCUAUAUGGUGGCUUGCCUCGCAACGCUGGAUCGUGUUAGCUGUCAUCUCAUUAUCUAGUUACUUAACCGACUAACAUGAACAAUAGCCUUACCGUGUGCUCGCUGCCGCCGACUUCUCUCUCCCUGGUGCCGCCCCGUCGAUGGACUGCCCUACCCCUUUUUUCCCGCUACGCACGAUGUCAAGACACUCGAUCUGACCUUAGCAACUCCACAGCCCAGGCAGGAUGGGGCAGCCUAACCUGCAAUUAUUCUCUGGAAGAACAGCCACUCCAAGCCGAUGAUGCAGCAGCCCAGGCGUGUUCGAGCCCGGAAGGGUGGACCCCUUUUCAUCUCUUGCAGCCCACUCCGGAUCGCACUCAGAAUCAUGGCCGAUGUGGUGACAUGUCUCUCCCGUCCUCUAAUGAUAACCAGGAGAUCGUGGGCCAAAGCUGUCAAGCAGCUAAUAAUCAUGAUAGCGUAGGACAAGCCGAGUCGUCCGAGGGAGCCGCUGGAGCUUCUUCAUCUUCACCAGAUAUUCAAGUUCCCGCUAGCUCAAGCUCGAAUUCGAGCACUAUAGGCGACACCCCAGUUCUGGUUCAAGAAAUAGGCGAAACCUCGUCUUCGUCCUCACUGCCUUUAUCUCUACCCAUAAAGCCCACGUUGAAACGGAAUCGGCCAGCUUACAGCAGCCAGGCACGCCCUCAAGCAUGGCGCUGUGCAUACCCGAAAUGCUCUUCUCAGAAAAUAUUUACUCGUCCAUGCGACCUCCGGAAACACUACCGUCGCCACUCGCAGAGGUUCUACUGUCGUUUCCCUGGCUGUCCACACUUCGGAGUAGGCCAUGAGGCUGCUGGGGCCUCAAUGACCACGCCCAGGGCUAGCGGUAAGGGCAGGAGACUGUGUGGAAGACGAUGGUUCUCCAGCGAAAAGGACCGCGCUAGACAUGAAGCCAUGCACAAUCCGCAAAUCCGCUGUGCAUGGGAAGGAUGCAAUCGUGUGUUUAGCCGGCUCGACAACAUGAAAGACCAUGCCCGUCGGAUCCAUGGCGUGUCGAGUACCGCAAAAAACGCCCCAGGACUGCUUCUGAAUGGUGAUGAAGAGCUGGCGAUUGGAGUCGAGGUUGAUUGUCCCCGAGCAGAUUCACGAUUAGUUAGUUAG